Otolemur garnettii (small-eared galago) is the source of this 529-nucleotide messenger RNA. It is a transcript of the gene LYRM7, whose product is annotated as LYR motif containing 7. The transcript has 5 exons. NCBI's taxonomy places the organism in Eukaryota, Metazoa, Chordata, Mammalia, Primates, Galagidae. The record is from RefSeq and is a predicted model, not a curated record. Bases 66 to 380 code for a protein of 104 amino acids. Gene Ontology annotation, biological process: mitochondrial respiratory chain complex III assembly.
GAUUAGUUGCCAAGAGGCGGGGCGACUCGACCGCCUGAGAAGUGGAGGCAGCGGCGAGAAGAGCCAUGGGUCAGGCGGCCAAGGUUUUACAGCUCUUUAAAACAUUGCACAGGACCAGACAACAAGUUUUUAAAAAUGAUGCCAGAGCGUUAGAAGCAGCCAGAAUAAAAAUAAAUGAAGAAUUCAAAAGUAAUAAAAAUGAGACUUCGCCUAAGAAAAUAGAAGAGCUAGUGAAAGUAGGUUCCGAUGUUGAAUUGUUACUCAGAACAUCUGUUAUACAAGGUAUUCACACAGACCACAAUACACUGAAAUUGGUCCCUAGAAAAGACCUUCUUGUAGAAAACGUGCCAUAUUGUGAUGUUCCAACUCAGAAGCAGUGAAUUUUCCAGGAUAAAAUAAGUCUUUGUACUUUCUAAUUUUAAAAUAUGUAACUCUGGCAAAAGGUCCUGAAAAUGCAGACAUUUUUCUCUAAUCUGGCAUAUUGAACAUGAAUGAAUUAAACAAUAGCUUCAUAUUUAAAUUUCAUGUU